Messenger RNA from Pieris rapae (cabbage white), 4134 nucleotides. Its product is annotated as toll-like receptor 6. The transcript is spliced from 3 exons. The coding region runs from base 306 to 2033 and encodes 575 amino acids. Gene Ontology annotation, molecular function: protein binding. Lineage: Eukaryota; Metazoa; Arthropoda; Insecta; Lepidoptera; Pieridae. The record is from RefSeq and is a predicted model, not a curated record.
AUGUGAGCGGAGCGCACGUCCUUCUUCCCUUCAACUCUACUAUCGUAAUUAAUAUUGCCGAAAAUUUUGUUAGUGUACUGUGACGACUGGAUUUUGGGGUACAGUGCUUCUGUGGUUGUAAUUAAGUGACUGAUUACUGAAUAUAAUUUAUAGCUAUAUGGACUUUUACAAACAUUUGGCGGGUUUUACGAUUAAAAAAGAUUGUACGCAGUCUUCAAGUCCAGCUCAUGACUUUAACUGACUCAUCUUUAUAACAUCAAGCAACUGCCUAACUCAGGUACUCUGUGGAGUUUAUAUGAAAUGUUAUGGGCUCACGCGGCGUAGCACACUGGGGUUGGGUGGUAGUGGUAGCGUGGGCGUGGAGUGCUGCGGCGCGGACAUUAUGUCCGCCACGAUGCGAAUGCGACGACGCGCUCAGAGCUGCAUCGUGCGCCAAUGCAGGCCUCGAAAUAGUGCCUAUACAACUCAAUCCAGAAGCAACACAAAUAAACCUAACCCACAACUCUAUCGACAAUCUUCUAUACACAUUCGGAUUUUAUACCCAACUAACCAUCCUCGACAUUUCGUACAAUAAAGUACAAGACUUAGGGAGUAGGAAUUUUGAUAACAACAUCGAAAUGACCCAUUUAAACGUGAGCCACAAUGCUCUCAGAAAGUUAGACAAAGAUACAUUCAUUGGUCUUAAGAGACUCGUCGAUCUGAAUUUAUCUAAUAACGAAAUAUCUACUAUAGAUGCACUAACUUUCAAAGAUCUAACAGUGUUAGAGAGACUCGAUAUGUCUAAUAAUAAAUUAGUGACUUUCGAAUCUGAUACGUUUGAACCACUAUCUUCACUUCGGAUUUUAUAUUUAAAAAAUAAUUCUAUACUAGAAAUACCCUCCGUCAAUUUAUUGACAAUUAUAAGUCUAGAGUUCUUAGAUCUCUCAGAAAAUUUGAUACAAAGGAUACCAAAGCAUGGGGUGCCGUACUUGAAGGAGUUGAAACAUUUAGAUCUGAAUAAUAAUAUAAUCGAAGAAAUCGAUCACUUGGGCCUUCACAACUUACCUUCUUUGCGACACUUAGAUCUUAGCGAUAACAAUAUGACUACGAUUCCAACAUCAGCUUUGUCAAAGUUGUCGAAUUUGUCUCACUUGUAUUUGAGCGGAAAUUUUUUCCAUAACGUUUCAGCGUUGUCUUUUCAAAGCCUCUUUCAUUUGAAACACUUACACUUAAGUAGGAUAUACAAUUUAGAAAGAAUUGAUUUCAGAGCAUUUGUCGAUAAUAUAAAUCUACAAAAGAUAUGGAUGAAUGAAAACUUAAGAGUAAAGGAAGUGCCUCCGAGAUUAUUCCAUGGGAAUCCUAAGCUGACACAUGUUUAUAUGAGAAAUAAUGCUUUGGAAACUCUCGAAGCUUCACACUUCCCAAUUGAUACUUUACAAGAACUUGAAAUAUCGGGAAAUCCGUUUGUAUGUAACUGUUCAUUAGUAUGGUUAUGGAAUCUUAUAAGAGAAUGUGAACUUCGGAGCCGAAAAAGUGAAAAUACUAGUACGAUACUUAAAAUUGAUUAUGAAGACGUAAAAUGUGCUGCACCAGAGCAUUUGAAAGGAAUUCAUUUUAUUCAGAUUCCCGAGUCAGAGUUUGGUUGCUCCAGUGGGUGGGUUAUAGUUGCUAUCGUAGUGAUGACUGUAAGUAUCAUUACUAGCAUUGUUGGUGGAGUAUUAUACUUUAUUGGACCUCUGAAGAAAUGUAAAGGAGACAAAUCAAAACAAGUUAUGACGAGCGUUAUGCUUAACGGUGAUGUCUCAAAAUUGGGCAACGGAUUAGUUUACACAACCCGUGGCAGAGAAACUGAUAGUAAAAGGGAGGUCGAUAAAUACUUAAUGAUCGGUUCGUCUGUUACUAACAACUUCCAUUCAUUAAAUCCUCCCUGGCAAGCCAUGGAUAAGAACCCUUAUUACCAGGAAGAUAGUGACGAGCACAUUUAUCAACAGUUUGCUUAUGAAACCAUUCCUCCACACAGGACCCCAGAGAAACCACACAUAGUGUAUGUGUAACAUAAGGCUAUAGUGAUGAGCUUUGUCAAAAGCGCAAACAAUUUUAUAAGACGUUUAAUAAAAGACAAUUGAAAUGUGAACGAGCAACCUGCAAUAAUGUAAAUAAUGUUAUGAAGAUGUGAUAGCUUUGUAUAUAAAGAUGUAUAUAGAUUAAUUUUUAAAUAUUUUCGAAUUUGUACUUAACUUGUUUAGAUAUAAUGUGAAUAUUUUCCUUGAUAAUGUACAGUUGAGAUAUUAUUAGCUGUUAAUAUGUUUUAGAUUAGACAGAUUUUCCUUUCCUUACCUCAAGUAUGUAUUGUACAAUUGUGUAAAGUGUAAUUAUAUUUUUUCUGUAUAAUUUACGUUUUGGUUACUUAUGUAGUUCCUCAGACAUAGUAGUUCCAUUAACAUAGGUAUUAAAAUACUAAAAAACUUGUAAUUAUCGUAGUUAUUAUAUUUUCUGGAAUAAAACACCAAUAUUUAAUGAAAACUUUGUACAAACAUGAGCAAUAUAGAAUACUUCCUUAAUAUUAUAAUAAAAUACGUUAACUUUUAUUAUUGAGAGUAUUGUUAAAGUAUACUAAUGUAUUUAGGAAAAAAUUAUUCGCUUAACAGCACAUGGAAAUUUUGGAUGAAAAGCGAGUUUUAAAACCGCGAGAUAAAAUCCAUUGAAUACAUUACGUAAAUAGAAAACUUUUGAAAUAAUUAUGAUCAUUUUCUAAUAAUAUUGUAUCAUUUUUAUUUGCAUGUUUUGUAGGAUUUUUAUAGGAAUUAUCAAAGCUUUACAAAAAACCGUAAGACGAUACUGCGAUUCUCCGAACUUUAAUACGAAUGAACCUUUAACUCUUCUGAAUAUGUUACCUAUAAAAUAGGCUCAUACAUCAUCGCAGCGAUGAUGUAUGAGCAGUCACACUUUUCUACGCUAUGGUCUCUUUUUUGUGACGGAACAUGACAUUCGUAGUUUAAAUCGCCAUUUAUUACGCGUUAAAUAUUCUAACUUGAAUAACUAACUCGCAUAACUAAUUAGUUGAAUAAUUAACCGUCAGCUUGCUAACUACGAUGUUACUUUUAGUUUUUGCUUUCCAUUACCGGCCGUUGCAUUAGUUAAACAGAAAAGUAAAACUGGAAUAUCACCUUUAAUUUUUCGCAUUUAUAAGAACGCUUUGAAAAAUUUCUAUAGUUUCAAUCACGUAUUCAAUAUUUGUUUAAGAAAUUUUGCAACUCUAUUAUAAUAUAUUUGGAAAAUGAGUUUAAUAAGUUAUCACUAGUUUUGUCUCCGUUUCCCUUUAUGAAGCUGUUAUUUCAGUUAAUAAGAGUAUUAACUUUAAUUUUAAUUACCGAAACCGAAUUUUAUCCAAAAUUUCAAUAUGAUAAUUAUAAUGCAAUAAAACCAGUUUCUCUGAUGGUGAGGGGUACAAAAUGAUUAGCAUGUUACUUGGCUAUUUUUAUAAUUUCCUUUGACACUUGAUUUUGUUAUAAAGAUGUUCUGGAAUUAAUAUUUUUAUAUGUAACGUUAAUCAACUAUCCCUUUAAGUACUAACAACAAACGACUUAUGGAAGAUAAUUUUAUUGGGAUAAAAAAAAACUUAGUAUAUUAUCUUAGUUUCUCUUAAGUAUUGGUUAUGUAUGUCCUGUCUAUUAUUUUGCUUCGUUAAAAUUGAAGAAUUUACUCUAAAAAUAAUGUGUUUUUGUGUUAUAUUAAAACUGUUAUUUGCGCUAUGAGACAGAUCACUUAAUGAACAGUUUUAUAUAUAUAUAUAUGUUUAAUUUCCAGUAGCAUUAAAUUUUAAUCCAAUAAAAUUAUUAAAAAUGUAAUGAUAGAUUUACCACUAAUUAAAAUUAAUAAUAAUGUCGUUUUUACAAAUGAUCUACGAAUGAAACGAUAUUACUAUUACUUUAUUAGUAAUACUUUCGUCUCAGGAAUGUACGCUUGAAAAUAUAGCUAAAACACAUAUUACCCUUCAAUCAUUUUCUAAGUAUACAAUUAUAUAUUAACUAACCUGUAUCUGCCUAUACCCGAGGUUAUUACUAAUCGAAUUAGAAUACAGUCGAUAGAUUAAGAAUAUUUAUAUAACCUUAAAAUUUUGUUAUGGAACUUAUUAAAUAUGUACGCAUUGAAACA